Molecule: messenger RNA, 405 nt
Organism: Lottia gigantea (owl limpet)
Lineage: Eukaryota; Metazoa; Mollusca; Gastropoda; Lottiidae
Exons: 2
Biological process (GO): chromatin remodeling; positive regulation of DNA-templated transcription; regulation of transcription by RNA polymerase II
Cellular component (GO): nucleoplasm; SWI/SNF complex; brahma complex
Molecular function (GO): DNA binding; nucleosome binding
Source: RefSeq, a predicted model, not a curated record
UUAAGUAAAUUGUAUGAGAUGGGCAACGAGUCUGACAGAAAGUUAUUUAUUGAUAAAUUAUUAUCCUUUAAUGAAGAUAAAGGUGCCCCAAUAACUGGCAUGCCUGCUAUCAGUAAACAACCAUUAGAUUUGUACAAAUUGUAUCAUUGUGUCAAGGAACGAGGGGGAAUGAUUGAGGUGAAUAAAGUGAAGAAGUGGAAAGAAAUCUGUACCAUUGUAAAUAUCGGAUCAUCUGCUAGUGCCGCUUUCACCUUGAAAAAGAAUUAUAUCAAAUAUUUAUUUCAUUUUGAAUGUCAUUAUGAUAGAGGUGGAAUGGAUCCUCAGCCUAUCUUAGCUCAAAUGGAGGCAGCUCUAGCACAGAAACGAGAACAGAAAAAUAAACGAGCACCUUCACCAGGUAUGUAA